This is a messenger RNA of Toxoplasma gondii ME49, 1620 nucleotides long. RefSeq lists its product as hypothetical. The coding region runs from base 288 to 845 and encodes 185 amino acids. Lineage: Eukaryota; Apicomplexa; Conoidasida; Eucoccidiorida; Sarcocystidae. The record is from RefSeq and is a predicted model, not a curated record. The transcript has a single exon.
CGCUAGGUUGUAGCACGGCGGCGCCUUAGUUUGAAUUGCUUCUAAAUCACCAUGAACGUGUUGUUUUUUGAACUCAGACGAGAUGCAUACAGACCGAAGUAUGCAAAUAACGCGUUGUGAACCCAAGAGACGCUCGUGAAGGGUGCGCUGGGCGCCUGAAGUUGUGAUGACACUCAUGCAUACAUCUCUAGGAUUCUGUCUUGUCAUCUGACAUGUGUUUGGAUUCGUUGUAUCACCCCUAAUAACUCUUCCGAAUCACAAAAUAUCUAUCAAUAUAUUUGAAUAGGAUGAUGCAGCUGUGCUUCGAUAGUCGCUGGGGUCAGAGAUGUACCCGCUGGGCAGCGCCUGUUCACUAUAGCCACGUGGUGGCAACGUGUGCAAGCUCCGUUGCUGCCACAAACGAGAUGUCCGUCUCGGAGGAAGCGGGUAUAAACCUGAACAAAAUUUACUUAAAGGUGCUUGUCAAUACAGGUGUUCGAACAGUCGGAGCGGUAGUGCUGUCAGCUGUACCGGCAAUGCUAUGUCUCCGGAGCCCAGGCGCCCGAAUGUUCUUCGUCGGAGCAACAGGGGGAGCAGUUGGUGGAUGGAAUCUGCACAUCGCAGACACAAUUCUGAAAGAUCCUUUGAAGCACAAGAAUGCCAUUCCGAAGGCGGCAACAGUUGCUGAAUGUGCGGAGGAGUUGCGGCGUGAAUAUUACGAGGCUCUGCGACGAGGAUUCGACUUUAACAGGCUGUCAAAGGGACUAGAGUGGAUGAAAGACAGCCUUAUUAACGUGUGGAAGACUACUUUGUCGUCGUCAUCUACGACAACUCCAGGCGGCAAUCAGGACACGAAGAGAGAAUGAAGAGCUUCACGUAGAGUAGAAGGGAGGUGAAACUCAGGUGAUUUUUUGCAUUCUAGUAACUAUUACGAAACUCGAGUACUGCAUCAGCGUCUUGACUGUCGGUUAGAGUAGCGUCAAAUCAACAGACAGUGUCAUUCUGCACUUUUUCCCGAUCGAUUCUAGCACGAGUCCAUGCCUCCGGUCAACCACAUCGAAAACUGCUUGUAAUUGGGUGUUUACAGGGAGGCAUCCAAGACAAAGCCACUGCAGUGAGGGUCCCUGCAGAAUUCCUUCAAUACUUUUUUUGUUUUCUAGACACUGUCCGAAAGUAGCCUUCUCACUAAGUGUCACCGUGAAUAAAUAUUGUGUCAGUGAGUGUUGUUCGGCGGCUAUACUUUCGAUCCGCAGUGGUUGGUCGCGGGUGGAGUCUUCCUAGACUAACCAGAACUAACGCUCUUUGGCAAGGAUAUAUCUUUGUACACAGGCUUGUUUAUCUGCGAGCAUAGGUUGAAACUGGGUUCCAUUUUUCGAAUGAGUGCCAUGUUAACCCCCCAAGUCCUGUUCGGUACACUUCGUGUGCGGGCCCCAGCAUUACAGUCAAACCAUGUGAAGCGCAGUGGUUUCCUAAGAACUUUCUUCUCCGUCAGCCAUAACAAAUAGUGAAACAAGUGUACAUUUGUUUCGUCAUAACGAAAAAAGGAUGACGGGUGCGUGGACCAAACGCUGUUUUCCCCGUGAAGAACGCUGUGCGACAAGAGUCGAAACCUGAACACGUUGGAAGAUCCGGUGCUUUUUC